This is a messenger RNA of Scedosporium apiospermum, 1332 nucleotides long. RefSeq lists its product as uncharacterized. Bases 1 to 1332 code for a protein of 443 amino acids. Gene Ontology annotation, molecular function: monooxygenase activity; FAD binding. The transcript has 4 exons. NCBI's taxonomy places the organism in Eukaryota, Fungi, Ascomycota, Sordariomycetes, Microascales, Microascaceae. Gene Ontology annotation, biological process: secondary metabolite biosynthetic process. The record is from RefSeq and is a predicted model, not a curated record.
AUGUUUCCAACAGUAAUCGUCGUCGGGGCUGGCCUGGGAGGGCUAGCAGCGGCGGUCGCCAUCCAACUCACCGGACGUUACUCAGUACGCGUGCUAGAGUCAGCCCCAGAGCUGAAGGAAAUCGGCGCAGGCAUCCAAAUCUCGCCCAAUGCUUCUAGGCUCCUCGUCCGCUGGGGCGUCAGCCCUCAUCUAGGCGACACGCCCGUCGCUCCCCACGGCGCGCAAAUUCACCGCUGGAAGGACGGGACCAUCCUUUCACGCUCCCCCAUGAAUCCCCUUUUCGAAAAGAAGUUCGGCGCACCUCACUGGCACCUGCACCGGGCAGAUCUGCACAAGGCGCUCUUGGAGAGAGCUACCGAGUUGGAAGUCAAGAUCACGCUAGGCGCAGAAGUUGUGGCCGUGGAGGUAGGUUCGGAGUUGGUGAAACCCCGUGCGAUAUUGGCUAGUGGCGAAACAAUUGAGUGCGAUUUCAUCGUGAGCGCAGACGGCAUUCGAUCCAAGGUCCGAGAAAACGUCCUUCCGCGGUCCCCGCAGCCGAGGCCGACGGGUGACUGUGCGUAUAGGUUCACUCUCUCGACAGCAGCAAUGGCUCGAGACCCCGUCCUCGCCGACCUUGCGCGGGUGCCUCUCGCCCGGAGCUGGUGGGGUCCGAACAAACACGUCGUUGGAUACCAACUUCGAGGCGGAGAGCUAUACAAUGUGGUCGUCGUGGUUCCGGACGAUAUGGUAGAUCACCGAGCUGAAGGCGACGCACGCCUCAUGAAAUCGGCAUUUCACGAUUGGUGUCCAGAACUCCUGGACCAGGGCCAACCGGGUAGCCUCACGCAAUGGAAGCUCAUGGACGUUGAGCCUUUGGUGGCAUGGGGCAAGGACUGCGUGGUACUGCUUGGAGAUGCGUGCCAUCCGAUGCUCCCUUACCUCGCGCAGGGGAGUGCGCAAGCGAUGGAAGAUGCCGCUGUGCUAGCGAUCUGUCUUCAGAACCUACCUCACGAUCUCCCGAAAGCGACAAGGCUAUAUACUAAGAUUCGAUUCGAGCGAGCGACUCAGGUGCAGCAGUUCGCCCGGGCCCAGAGGCUGAAAAACCACAUGCCCGAUGGUCCGGCUCAAGUGGAGCGUGAUGCCGCGAUGGAAGAGGCAACCGGUCUUCACCGGGCCGCCCACCGUUGGACAUGGGCGGCUUCUGAAGGACGGCCUGCAAUGGAGUGGACACAAGGGCUUUACGGCUAUGAUGCGGAGGAAGAUGCAAAGACGUUCUUGUCAAGAGAGAUCGCAUCUUCCGGAACAGGCGAGUCCGAGCCAGGGACGCUUGUUUCGGGGACUAGCAACCUGUGA